ACGACGCGCGGGCCAGCUGUGGCUCUCUCUCCCCUGAAUCCGAGGACCGUUCCCCGCGAACAGGCCCAUUUUGCCUCGGAUACCUGCCACCAGGUGGCUCCACCAGCAGUACCCAGCAGCGGCGGGCAGGGGCAGUCUUCGGGGCGCUUUCGCACCGCCAGCAUCGCGUGCGCGUAUCCUCUUUAGCGGUUACCGUUCGAGUACACCGUAUCGGGGGAACGACCGUUUCGGAGUUUGUCGUCGAAAACAUGUGACGCGCCGCCCGAGAUCCCAUCAAGAGUGUUUUGCGCUGGAGAAACAGGAGCACCGGAAGGACACCGGCGUGAUUCGACGAUUGCAUCAAUAUCAGUUUGGAACCAUCAAAUCGAAAAUCACCGAUCGCCUUGCCAAUGAUAUCGGCGGGAUACGGGAGACACGCGUUCCAGAGGUUAAUCCGGGACGACUCGAACGGUGGUGGAGGAUGCAGCAGCAACAGCAGCAGCAGCAGCAGCAAGAAGAACGGCAGCAGCAGGAACAGGAACAACGGAGACUCGUAAUGGUACCGUCGUCAUCAACCUCGUCCCCGUCGUCGUCGUCCUCGUCGGCCACGCUCGCGACGGAUCCGCGCGAGGCCGAUGAGCACGUCACGGAAAUCGACGGGCUCGCAGCCGGCUGUGAGCUGCCCAAUCUCGCGCUCCAGAGUGUCGCCCUGCGGCUCCAGAGCGUCGCCCUCCUCUCCGCGCUGCAGCGUGCGGCUCUCCUGCCGCCAGGACACGCCGCUGCGGCCGCCCUGAAUCUCCAGGCGUUAGAGACGUACCUGACACUUCAUCGUCUUCACGCGAGCGGCGCGACUUCCGCGGCGACGGCCAUCAAUCAAAGGUGUUCGUCGUCGUCGAAUAUCUUGACCUCGACGACGACAACAACAACAACAACAACAACUGUCAAAGACGACGCGCCGACGGUUGAUCAGCUGCUCCGCGCGGCCGAGGACGACGAGGCACGGCUGGAGUUUGUAACCGACGAUAAUCUCGCGCUGGCCCUGCUAUCCCCGGAAUUCCUGUCAAACGAGACAUCCGGAACAAGUGGCUCCUCGUCCGGGCAUCACGAGCUGCUCCUACGACGAAUAUCCGAGGGAAAUAAUCGCGCGAGCCCAUCGUCGACGACGGCAGCGCCGUCGGUCCCGCGAUCCUCGUCCACGAGCAUCCUCCCGCCGUCGUCCUCCUCGGUCUCCUCUGGCUGCUCCUCCUCCUCGUCCUCGUCCUCUUCCUCUUCAUCCGCGCAACACGCCUCGAUCGUGGUGGACUCGAGUGUACCAAGGACUUGCCGGACGUCCAGGCCCAAGAAACAGUUUAUUUGUAAAUUCUGCAGCCGACAGUUCACCAAAAGCUACAAUCUGCUGAUCCACGAGAGGACGCACACCGACGAGCGACCGUACUCGUGUGACAUAUGCGGCAAGGCCUUCCGACGGCAGGAUCAUCUCAGAGAUCACAGGUAUAUCCACAGCAAAGAGAAACCGUUCAAAUGCACCGAGUGCGGCAAAGGAUUCUGUCAGAGCAGGACGCUGGCUGUCCACAAGAUUUUGCACAUGGAGGAAUCGCCGCACAAGUGCCCCGUCUGUGCCAGGAGCUUCAAUCAGAGGAGCAACCUCAAGACUCAUCUUCUCACGCACACGGACAUUAAGCCGUAUCAUUGCGCCUCCUGCGGCAAGGUCUUUCGCAGGAAUUGCGAUCUGAGGAGGCACUCGUUGACCCAUAAUCUCGGAGUACCGUCGUCGCCGCCGUCGGACAUACCCGUUUCCGGUUCGAGCACCAUUGUCCUUCAGGAGACGUCUUAGUGUCGACCCGUUUUUUUUUUUCUUUCGACAGAUUUCGAUCUCCUCUGUUCAUAUAAUGACGAGUUUCGCACCUGUAUCUACCUACCUUGUACUUAUCUAUCGUUAACGUUUAGAACGUAAUUAUUGUUAUGUAUGUAUAUUACGAUAAGUGGUAUAUCGUAUAUGGAGAUUCGUGCACGUUUAGAUCUGUAAUUGUUCUAUGUUAUGCGAUAGUCUCUGAUAACAUAUAGCCGAGAGUGGAAUCUCUCUCUUUUUCUUAAACUGUGUACCUAUCCCGUACGUGUCCGUGUGUUCUGUCUGUACGUGUGUGUAAAAUAAACAUUUUUAUUAUUAUUUUUUAACUCAGAGUCUCGUCUAAAUCCCUUCAUUUAUUCUCUUCGCGAAACCGAUUGAUGAACGAAUCGAAUUGCUCAAUUUUGAGUACUCAGUUUCCAUAAAUGAAAUUUUAUAUAUUUGAGAUUUCCUAUCCACAUUUUACUCUGAUUUAAAAAAAAAAUGAGAAGUUCAUUUUAAGGAUGUUGCCAGACGUGAUAGUAUCGAUUGCAUUUAUUUUCAUUAUUUUCAUCAGAGUAUUAGCACGCGUUCAAUUUAAUACGCGUGAAUAAAGUAUUGGUCUAUCUUUAUGUACAAAACCGCGAAAUGUUUUUUUCAACCAGUUAAGUCCUCUCUAUGUGUCUCUCUUAGAUGUGUAAAUUAGGUGUUAUAUAGUAUUGCCACACGGGCUUACUCGAACGAGAAUAUGCCUUGGCCCGACCGA
Messenger RNA from Cataglyphis hispanica, 2570 nucleotides. RefSeq names its product protein sister of odd and bowel-like. Gene Ontology annotation, biological process: regulation of transcription by RNA polymerase II; embryo development; embryonic hindgut morphogenesis. The record is from RefSeq and is a predicted model, not a curated record. Lineage: Eukaryota; Metazoa; Arthropoda; Insecta; Hymenoptera; Formicidae. Gene Ontology annotation, cellular component: nucleus. The transcript has 2 exons. Gene Ontology annotation, molecular function: DNA-binding transcription factor activity, RNA polymerase II-specific; RNA polymerase II transcription regulatory region sequence-specific DNA binding. The coding region runs from base 461 to 1813 and encodes 450 amino acids.